UACUUUUGGUCCCUCUCAUAAUCUUUGCCUACUAUCUGACCACACAGAACCGCUGUGGUUUUCUGCUGCUGCUCGUCUUCAAAUCAUGGGAUAGUGACAGCAUUUCUGCUUAGAUUUGGACGAUGACAAUGGAGCUCUUCAAUGUGCACUUUCCCUCUCAUCUCAUUUGAGGAUUACCACAGGAAUAGUGUGUCUGCAUGUGCUUGUGUAUGUGUCGGUCCAGCACUAUGCCUGCUUCUGAUGGUCUCGGGUCCUGCAGCAGGAGUGGAUCAUCAUGAGAGGGGGUCACCACCAGCGAGGGUGUGGGUGUCAGCACCUGUUCAGAAAACUGCUCAGCAAAUGUGGCUGCUGCAUUGUCCGAGUCAGAGCAGAGUCGUACUCUGUGGCGGGCAGUGACGGUAGUAUCACCCCAUCAGCGGGCCCUGUGCCCCACCACGCCUCAGGCAACUCCAGCCCCUGCUCACACUCCUCGUCUGGAGGAUCCCGGCACCCUGUCAGCGCUCUGAAGAAGUGGCUCACCAACCCCGUCCGCAAACUGAGCUCUGAUGCCAGAGGAGGAGCAGGAAAAGCUGAGAAGCAGAUGUGCAGGUCAGAUGGGAGACAGCCGCCAUUGCCUCUUUCCCACAAUGAGGCUCAGCUGAGGCCUCUGGAGCCACACACUAACUACAGCAUCCUCCCCUCUGGAGACACGAUGUGGAGAGACGGACUGUCAAGUCCAGCAGCUUCUUCUCCUACACAGCCGUCCUGUCAGAGCUAUGUGUCUUCCCUCCUGCAAGGCAGAGAAACACAGAGUCUGAGUCAAAAAUCCAGCAUCAACACUCUCCAGGGCGAAGACAGCUGCGCCGUGACUGAUGACUCAGGAAGUCAGUGGUCUGCCACAGUGGACAGUGAAGAGGAGAGAAACGUUGCCUUAGAGAAGAGCAUAUACGUGCUCACAGAGCUAAUAGAGACAGAGAGGUUGUACGUGGAAGAUCUUGGACUCAUAGUGCAGGGCUACAUGAACACCAUGGCCAAUCAGGGAGCUCCAGAGGACAUGAAGGGGAAGGACAGGAUUGUGUUCGGAAACAUCCACCAGAUCUAUGACUGGCAUAAAGAUUAUUUCCUGGGAGAGCUGGAGAAGUCUGUGGGUGAUCCAGACAGCCUGGCCCAGCUCUUCAUCAAACAUGAGCGGCGUCUUCACAUGUAUGUGGUUUACUGUCAGAACAAACCCAAGUCAGAGCACGUCGUCUCUGAGUACAUUGAGACCUACUUUGAGGAUCUCAGGCAGCAGUUGGGUCACAGGCUGCAGCUCAAUGACCUGCUCAUCAAACCUGUUCAGAGGAUCAUGAAGUAUCAGCUGCUGCUGAAGGACUUCCUGAAGUACUACAGUAAAGCAGGAAGGGAUGUUGAGGAGCUGCAGAGGGCUGUGGAGGUGAUGUGUUUUGUGCCAAAACGCUGCAAUGAUAUGAUGAAUGUCGGCAGGCUUCAAGGUUUCGAGGGUAAAAUCACAGCUCAGGGGAAGCUGCUCCAGCAGGACACCUUCUCCGUCAGCGAGCAGGAAAGUGGCUGCGUGUCCAGAGCCAGGGAGAGGCGGGUUUUCCUGUUUGAGCAGCUAGUCAUCUUCAGCGAGCCAAUCGAGAAGAAAAAAGGCUUCUUGUUGCCUGGAUACACUUUCAAAAACAGCAUCAAGGUCAGCUGUUUGGGUGUGGAGGAGCACACAGAAGAUGAUCUGUGCUGUCUGGUCCUGACCUCCCGGGGGAAUGACGGCAGCGUGGCACGCUUCAUCAUGCAGGCAUCGUCUCCAGAAAUACAGCUGGCUUGGUUCAGUGACGUGGUCCAGAUCUUGGAGAACCAGAGGAACUUUCUAAAUGCCCUUCAGUCCCCGAUAGAGUACCAGCGCAGAGAAAGCAAGUCAAACAGUCUGGGCAGAAACAUGAAGUCUCCAUCCGUGUCAGCAUCUGGCCUGAGACCUCAGAUGUCAGUAUCCAUGGACCGACGUCAGCAGCCCUGCCUGUUGUCUUACAACACCUCCCUGCCCUCUCUGCAUCCGCCCCAGCACAGCCCUGCCACCAAGGUGGUUUCCAACCCUUGUGCUGUGAGACCUCGAGCAGCUCACCUGCCGCUUUCCUCCCACGAGCAGCUUAGUUUGAGCUCAGAGGUGAGACUCGACCGUGGGAUCAAUGGUCUGGCUCCCUGCAGCCCACACAGCCUGCAGUGUGUGACUGCUAACUUACAGGCGACCAUGUUAAAGGCUGAGGGACGGAUUUAUUCAGCACAUCAACCAAACAACCUGGACCGGCUCACGGAGAGCGAGCAGUGACACCCUGUGAUGACGCAUGAACUCACUUUGUCUCGACUGAGCUGCCGAGUUCUUUGUCAGCAUUAUUCGACUCUUUCACUCCUGUACAGAAGUCAUCAAGGUGUCAGCGUCCUCACAUCAUGUCCCACAUUUCCUUCCAUGCAGGCUUUUCUUCAGAUACAACUGUGUUGCAGGCUGAUCUGGAUCUAAAUAGGCUUUUGUCCAUUCUGCACACCAUGCAUAUACACAUCUGCAGAUGAUGACAUGAGAUGAAAUGUGAAAAUAUAGUUCUGAAGCACCACAGACUCUCUACUUCUUUGUUUAUGUAUCAUUUUCUUACAUUUUUCCUCCAUGAUUAUUUUUGUAAUAGAUAAUAUUUUUCAUAAAGGACCAAAUCCACUUCAUUCUCCCACAGAACUGUGCUCACAGUCAUGCUCUGUGUCCUCAAAUGACUGUUUCAUUGAAUUCACUGGGCGACCGUAGAUUCCAGCCUCACUGUGGGAUCUGAAUCCAUGUGAGUUGUUUUGUGUGUCUGUGAACUCCUUCAACAUAAAAAAAUAGCUUGUGUUUCCCCAUUGGUGAGCUAUUUAAAUCUGGCUAUUGUUAGAGCGCUAUCUGCACUCAACACACACGCAUCACACAAAGCGUGUCAAAAUCAAGCAGAAAGAAAAAAAAGGGAACAAAGUUAAAACGGAGGUGCUCAUAAGUCACUGUCGUCUUGUAUGUAAAUACUCUCAUGUCAGUUCAAUUGUGACUUGCUAUGUCCUGAUACGCAGAAAUAAAAAGACAUGCUGUUCAGAUAAGAUA
This is a messenger RNA of Hippoglossus stenolepis (Pacific halibut), 3085 nucleotides long. RefSeq names its product Rho guanine nucleotide exchange factor (GEF) 25b (gene arhgef25b). The coding region runs from base 275 to 2299 and encodes 674 amino acids. Gene Ontology annotation, cellular component: cytoplasm; plasma membrane. The record is from RefSeq and is a predicted model, not a curated record. NCBI's taxonomy places the organism in Eukaryota, Metazoa, Chordata, Actinopteri, Pleuronectiformes, Pleuronectidae. Gene Ontology annotation, biological process: axon guidance. The transcript is spliced from 16 exons. Gene Ontology annotation, molecular function: guanyl-nucleotide exchange factor activity.